This is a messenger RNA of Erinaceus europaeus (western European hedgehog), 2445 nucleotides long. It is a transcript of the gene UPF3B, whose product is annotated as UPF3B regulator of nonsense mediated mRNA decay. Gene Ontology annotation, biological process: positive regulation of translation; nuclear-transcribed mRNA catabolic process, nonsense-mediated decay. Lineage: Eukaryota; Metazoa; Chordata; Mammalia; Eulipotyphla; Erinaceidae. Gene Ontology annotation, cellular component: cytoplasm; nucleolus. The transcript has 11 exons. Gene Ontology annotation, molecular function: mRNA binding. Bases 154 to 1614 code for a protein of 486 amino acids. The record is from RefSeq and is a predicted model, not a curated record.
UCGCAGGGGCCAAUGGAACGCGGAGUCAGGUUUAUCUUUGGGGCCCUAUAGGGGCGGGGGGGACAGUGUCCUGCCGCGAGCUAGCCGAAAGCCGGAGCUACUCGGAGGCGGCAGUGGCUGUGUUGGCAGCGGCAUCGAGGCCGAGUGGCCUCGAUGAGCGCCAUGAAGGAUGAGAAGGACCACAGGCCUAAGGAGAAGCGAGUCACCCUCGUGGCUCCCUUGGGGGCUACAGGUAGCGGCGCUACGGCUUCGGGGGACAGCGGGAAGGGGGACGACAAACAGGAUCGGAACAAGGAGAAGAAAGAGGCGCUGAGCAAGGUGGUCAUUCGGAGAUUACCUCCCACUUUGACCAAGGAGCAGCUUCUGGAACAUCUUCAACCCUUGCCAGACCAUGAUUAUUUUGAAUUUUUUUCUAAUGAUACUAGUCUGUAUCCUCAUAUGUACUCCAGAGCGUACAUCAACUUGAGAAACCAAGAGGACAUCCUUUUAUUCAGGGAUCGCUUUGAUGGUUAUGUAUUCCUUGACAAUAAAGGUCAGGAAUAUCCUGCUAUAGUAGAAUUUGCACCUUUUCAAAAAGCUGCAAAAAAGAAGAUCAAGAAAAGAGACACCAAAGUUGGGACUAUUGAUGAUGAUCCAGAAUAUAGAAAAUUCUUGGAAACUUAUGCAGCUGAUAAUGAGAAAAUGACAUCUACUCCAGAGACACUGCUAGAGGAAAUAGAAGCAAAAAAUAGAGAACUAAUAGCUAAAAAGACAACCCCACUUUUGAGCUUCCUGAAAAACAAGCAGAGAAUGAGAGAAGAAAAACGAGAAGAAAGGAGGAGACGAGAAAUAGAAAGAAAAAGACAAAGAGAAGAAGAAAGGAGAAAGUGGAAGGAAGAAGAGAAGCGAAAACGGAAAGAUAUCGAAAAGCUAAAGAAGGUAGAAAGAGUUCCAGAAAGGGAAAAAAUUAAGGAUGAGCCAAAGAUUAAGGUACACAGGUUUCUGUUACAAGCUGUGAAUCAGAAAAAUCUGCUCAAGAAACCAGAAAAAGAUGAAAAAGAAAUGGACAGGAGAGAUAAACCUAAGAAGUUGGACAAAGAGAAUCUGAGUGAUGAUAGAGGCAUUGGGGCAGCCUGCGCACUACCCAGACGUUCUGAAAUGGAAUUUAAGGAUGAAAGAUCCAGGAGAAUGGAAGAGGAAAGCAGCAGAGACUACAGGGAAAGGGACCGGGAUUAUGAGCGAGACCAAGACCGUAUUUUUCGGGAACGAGAAAGGCAGAGGCGUCAGGAAGAGGAGCAGCGCCGGAGGCAGAAGGAGCGCUAUGAGAAAGAGAGGGCAUUCAAAAGAAAGGAAGAAGAAAUGAGAAAAGAGAAAGAUGUGCUUCGCGAUAAAGGAAGGAAGGCUGAAGCUACUGAAACUCUGAGCAGCCUAGAAAAAAAUGAGAAGAAAGAAGAAGUGGUUAAGAGAGAUCGCAUAAGGAACAAGGAUCGCCCAGCAAUGCAGCUGUACCAACCAGGAGCUCGAAGCCGAAACCGACUCUGUCCCCCAGAUGACAGCACCAGGCUUGGGGAUUCGGCACUAGAAAAAAAGCAGGAAAGUGGUAUUAGCCAUAGGAAAGAAGGUGGAGAGGAUUGAUAGGUCCAGGUGCCCUUAGGUGUCCUGUCUAGGCAGCCAAAGAGCUAGUAUUAAGCAAUCCAGAAGUGCCUUCAGGGCAAAGGAAUAGAGAGAGAGAGGGAGUCGCUGUGCUGGUGGGGUCCACUGUGGAGGAGUGUGUUUUAUGUCCAUGCAUAACCAGGAACCAGGAUUUAAGGUUUAGACUGGAAGUACAACUUUACUGUGUAUGCAGUUCCUACAAAUCAGUUUCCAAGUGGUGGACAGAGGUGAUGGAGGGUACGUGAGUUACAAUUUGCAGGCCAGGAAGAGGCAAGCGACGGCCUAGUUAGUUAGGACAUAAGGAAACAAGCAAAAAAGGUCUUGUUACCCCUAGGUUGAAUGUUCUCAGAUUCGAGCAGAGCAGCCUUUUGGAAGUCUCAUUCCUGUCAAGUAUAGUCAGGCACUGUUGGGGAUAACUGUUGCCACAGCACGAAUGUCAGUGUAGCACUAAAAUCCAGUGAGGGGUGGAGCAGAUCCUCGCCUGUGUACAUAUUUUAGUCUCCCAUCCCCCGUCUAGAUCCCAGAGUUUCAGGAUUAGUUGUAGCCGCUGCACUUAUAUGAGUUUAGGGUGCAGAGAUAGUCUUUCUCAUUAUCCCCCUUUGGCCUUGGGCAAGAUUUUUAUUGGAUGGGGAAAGCAGAAGCCUUGUCUGAUUCUUGACAACCCAGUCUUUGUUUUAAUCUUAGGUCUCAUGAUCUGGGUGCAAAAGCUCUCCAGUAAGGAAACUGCAACAAGUUCUUGUUCCUGUUCAGUUGCAACUUUCAGUCUUUGUUUUGUAUUGAUGUCAAUAAAUAUCAGCAUCAUUCAAAGAGAAA